ACAGAUCACAGAACAAAGUACUACAAGUAACCAAAAAUUGUUUUGUAUUCAACAUACAUAGUUUUUUAUUAGAAAAAUACAGUUUUUUAUAUCUCUAAAAACUGCUAAUAUCUCUUUUUAUAUAAAAGGGAAAUAGGGCAAUCAGUUAUGGUUUUUUAAAAUUUAAUAAAAUUUACAGGUUUCAAAUUAAUUGUGCCUCUACUUAAAAAAAAUAGAAAUGGAUUCUGUUUGGUUUAAGUCGGACUUAGCAGAUGAAAUAAUAAAAUCUGACCAUAUAUUUGAAGAAACGCAAAGUGUGGUUACUGACAUCAUGUCAGGCCAUAUAGAUAUCACACAUCUUGUCGAGAAUAUGGCGGGAGUGUUAACAAACAAAGACCCGGAGAACAGAGAGAAAGGAAUGAGGUUCUUCACAAAAUUAUUAAAGGAACUCCCAAAGGAUUAUUUAUUAGAGGCACAGUUAAAAUUCAUUGCCAAAUUUUACACAGAUAGACUUAAAGACAAUCACCGAGUAAUUCCACCUGUUUUAGAGGGGUAUUUAGUUAUCAUUGAUAUGAAACAUUACAAUAUGAAUAAUACAGGAGAGUAUCUGACUGUAUUGUUCAGAGAGGUGGCAUGUCAAUCACAAGUGAGGCAAGACAGAUUUAAUAUAUAUUUAACAAUAAAGAAAUUAAUGGAGAAAGAUUUGGAUUAUAUGAAAGUUCUGGGGCCAGACUUUGUUUAUGGUAUAAUUUCCGCAAUGGAUGGUGAAAGAGAUCCUCGCAACUUGAUGUUCCUAUUUAAAUUUUUACCAUACUUUUUAAAGAAUAUACCAAUUGGACAUUUAGUAGAGGAAAUGUUUGAUAUAAUAUCUUGUUACUAUCCAAUAGACUUUCAUCCAUCCCCUGAUGAUCCAGCAGCAGUCACACGACAGGAUCUAGCUGCAGCAUUAGGUCCAUGUUUAUGUGCUAUACCUGAAUUUGGAGAGCAUUGUUUAAUAUUAUUGAUUGAAAAGCUGGAUUCCAGCUUAAGGUUGGCUAAAAUUGAUUCAUUGAAGUUAUUGGCAGAAAGCUGUAAAACAUUCAAAGCAGAAAGUUAUGGACCCUUUCUGAAAGCCUUAUGGUCAUCAAUUUAUAGAGAAAUAUGUCAUAAAACUGAUGACGAACUUAAAAUGGCUGCCCAUGAAGCAUUGUCAGCAUUAGUUGCCAUUUUAGCAACUUCUGCAAACACAGAUCAAGCAUUUGAGAAUUUCAAUAAAGGAAUCCUUAUAUCUAUGCAAACAGCUGUAGCUGAGUCAACCACAGUUGCACAUUUCGUUCAGGCUACUAAAGUAUUACUGACUGUUGCAAAUGCUUCUAAAGAAUCUUGCAUAAUCAUCACUAAAUCAAUGAUACCAGCUACAGUGGCUUAUUAUGGUUUUAAAACAUCUCCUAAAUUACAAAUUGCAAGUUUGGAUUUCUUGUCAGACUUGUAUGGUCUAGCUAAACAUUGGGAAAUAUUAGGAGAACUGGAGACACAAGUAAACGAGAUUCCUCAGUUAUGCUUAACAGCUGUCAGUCAACCGGUAAAAGAUUAUCAGAUAGCUGGUUUUAAAAAUCUAAUAAAAGUAAAGAGUAUUUUACAAAGUGAACUUGUAUUACCAUUUGUUGAAAUUCUAAUGCAUAAUAUACAACACUCCCAGGAUAACGAAUUACUUCGUGUGAGUGUUGAAACAGUUCAUGCAAUAGCUAGAACAUAUCCAGAACUAAUUAUGAGUAUGGUAGUCAAAGGUAAAUGUGACUUAGAUAAUUUAACACAAGACAAGGCAGCUUUACAAAAACGUUUAAAUUUAUUAUCCAGUCUAGCCAGUAUUGACGAUUUUACUAAAGUUAUUAUUGAACACAUGCUGAAAGUCAUAAGUACUAAUGAUGAAGAAGCUUCAAAAGUUGUUGAAGCAUUGAGUGAAUGUAUAUCGAAUACUAGUUUAUAUUCAGACACUAAAGUACUGCAAAUUGAGAGUGAUCAUGGACUUGUAGACUCUAUAAUAGUUUGGGUGUUAACAGAAAUUAAUGGACCCUUAGAACCUUUGUUGCAUGCAUUUACUUUGAUAUCCAGCGUUAUAAGCAAUUUACCAAGUGAGAAACAAUUGAGAAUAUUAACAAAACAUGCUGCAGAUAUUACAGAAAAAUGCAAAAAUGAUGAGAUAUAUUAUCUUGUAUUAGAAAGUUUGUAUAGUUCAAUUAAACAAGAUGUAUAUGACCCUAAGUUUGAAGAAGUUAUGCAGCUAUCUCUAAAUUUGUCAUUGGUUUGUGAUAAUGAACUGAUAAGAACGAGGGCUUGUGUUUUGAUUGCACAUUUUCUAAAUAAGGCGGAGUAUGGACAAAGGUUUGAACUUCUGUACGAAUUAUUGAAAAAUUAUUUAUCUACAUGCAGCAGAGAUGAUCCAAAAUUGUGUCCAAGGUUGAUUAUAUUAUAUGGGUGGGUAACGAAGUCUUUAAUCAUGAGAGGUAGUGACUUAUUCCUGUUUUGGUUACAAAAGAUAUCGAUGACAUUGUCAAGCCCAGAAUACUGCAAGGAGAGCUCGAAAGCUAUUCAACUUAUUAUGGAAGACGACAGAGAGUAUUUAAACCAAAAAUGCCACUGUAGAACAAGUCUGCUGUAUAAACAGAGAAUGUUCUUGAAUUUCUCAACGCUCGCAGAGAAAAUGGCCCCCAUAAAUGAGAACGUAAAAGAAGAAUAUUUAUUAAGUUGGGCUUAUGUCCUUGAAAAAGUGCCGAAAUGUGUACUUAAUAAUGAAGUUGCAAAGAUUGUACCUUUAGUAGUUGACUCUUUAGAAUAUGACAAUAAAGACUUGUUACUUGUAAUGGUAGAUAUAUUGAGUCAUAUUGUUCAAGGGAAACAUUACCUUAUUGCAGACAGUUUACAAACUGUAUUGCCUCGGCUUGUUAACUUGUCUAAAUAUGUAAAAUCAAUGGAUGUUCGAAUAAAAAGUCUUCAGUGCCUAUACGACAUAGCAAAUUCAUACCGUACAAUAUUAUUGCUUCCAUACAAACAAGAUAUAUUAUUAGAUUUAGCGCCAUCUCUUGACGAUAAGAAGAGAUUGGUACGCACUUCGGCAGUGCGAGCGCGAACACGCUGGUUUCUAAUCGGUUCUCCUGGCGAAGUAAAAGAAGAAUAAAUCCAAUAUGUGAUCAUAUAUACGAAAUAGAAUGUUAAAACGCAUAUUCAGUUUAAAGUAAAAAAAAAAAAAUACGUUAAAUUUUCGCCCCUUAUUUAAAAAUACAGUCUGUAAUGAAUUUGUAUUUUAUGUAAUAACCUAAUUACUUUUAAUUAGGUAGAAAUUGUUUUAGUCAAAUAGUUCAAGCAAAACAUUUGAUUUGCGGUUAAUCGAUCAACUAAGAAGACAACAUGUUUACCUGUGUGUUGGUUUGACUUGUUGGUAUCAUACCAAGUCUAAAUAGAAUUUGUUAAUCUACAAGCAAAAGUUAAAUUAUAACACUAUACUGAAAAUCUUAACAUUUCGAAUAUUGUAAAAGUAGUGGAUUCUAAUUCCACAGAAAAUUGUAUAAAUCUUAACAAACCGUUGAUAGAAAUUGACUGAUCUGAUAUGAAUCUUAUAAAAGUUCCAACCUUUUUUAAAAUAAUAUUAAAUCGAUAUAUUGUAUUUUUAUCUGUAGCUAAAAAUGUAGAGUGCUAUUUUAGAUUAUGUUGAUGUUAUUAUGAGUUGUUCUGUGUAAA
This is a messenger RNA of Achroia grisella, 3693 nucleotides long. It is a transcript of the gene Mms19, whose product is annotated as MMS19 nucleotide excision repair protein. The transcript is spliced from 7 exons. The record is from RefSeq and is a predicted model, not a curated record. Gene Ontology annotation, cellular component: cytosolic [4Fe-4S] assembly targeting complex. Gene Ontology annotation, biological process: iron-sulfur cluster assembly. Bases 218 to 3133 code for a protein of 971 amino acids. NCBI's taxonomy places the organism in Eukaryota, Metazoa, Arthropoda, Insecta, Lepidoptera, Pyralidae.